Messenger RNA from Histoplasma mississippiense, 204 nucleotides. RefSeq lists its product with no specific name. The record is from RefSeq and is a predicted model, not a curated record. The transcript is spliced from 3 exons. Lineage: Eukaryota; Fungi; Ascomycota; Eurotiomycetes; Onygenales; Ajellomycetaceae. Bases 1 to 204 code for a protein of 67 amino acids.
AUGACGGAGAAAUCAAGAGAUAUCCUUCACGCCACAUCAAGCAACCUCGAGUUGUUGACUGGUUAUAUUAGCCCACGAAACGAGUUUGAGAUCACAACUCUGAAUACGCCUGAUGAGAAAGCGCGCAAGACCCUCCACGCCACGUCAAACAACCUCGAGUUGUUGACUGAUUAUUGGGACCCAAAAUGUAUUUCGAUUGCCUAG